AUGCACUUCACUUCUUUGAUCCCCCUUGCAGCUCUGGCUUCCCUUGCCAGUGCGGCCGGGAGCGCUGUUGUUCAGAACCACUGCGACUCCACUGUCUAUCUUUGGUCAGUCGGAGGCUCAGUCGGGCCUAUGCAAACUCUCAACCCUGGCGCAUCAUAUAGCGAGGAGUUCUACCAUGACCCAGCCUCUGGCGGUAUUGCCAUCAAGAUCACCGACACGCCUAAUGGCCUCUAUGACGGAAGCCCCGAGUUGAUCUAUGCCUAUACUCUUGACCCGACGAACCUCUUCUACGACCUUUCCAGCAUUUUCGGGAAUGCCUUUGAGGGCGAAACCCUUGCUGUUAAGUCCGGAAGCCCGAGCUGUCCAUCCAUCUGUUGGGCCGAUGGAAUCUCUCCCGCCGGAAGCCAAGUCAAGUCCUGUGGGCCCGACGCCAACGAGACCCUGACUCUGUGUGCCUCCAGCUGCUAG
Molecule: messenger RNA, 468 nt
Organism: Aspergillus ochraceoroseus IBT 24754
Lineage: Eukaryota; Fungi; Ascomycota; Eurotiomycetes; Eurotiales; Aspergillaceae
Exons: 1
Coding region: 1-468 (155 amino acids)
Source: RefSeq, a predicted model, not a curated record